This is a messenger RNA of Baudoinia panamericana UAMH 10762, 189 nucleotides long. RefSeq lists its product as uncharacterized. The transcript has a single exon. Lineage: Eukaryota; Fungi; Ascomycota; Dothideomycetes; Mycosphaerellales; Teratosphaeriaceae. The record is from RefSeq and is a predicted model, not a curated record. Bases 1 to 189 code for a protein of 62 amino acids.
AUGGCACACUUACCUCUUGCAUUAUUAUGGGCCGCAGAACUGUACGUUGCGGACGACUACGUGAAUGCGUCCAGCAUGUGGCUUGCUGCGCAACUUCGCUGUGGGCUGUUGGUACCAUACAAUGGCAAUCACGGGUCUCCUGACCAAGGCCAGAAGACGGGUCUGGACAUGCGCCUCGUUGCAGGGUAG